Molecule: messenger RNA, 817 nt
Organism: Phalaenopsis equestris
Lineage: Eukaryota; Viridiplantae; Streptophyta; Magnoliopsida; Asparagales; Orchidaceae
Product: probable ubiquitin-conjugating enzyme E2 18
Exons: 6
Coding region: 106-591 (161 amino acids)
Source: RefSeq, a predicted model, not a curated record
AUAUAUUUUAAAUUAUACCGUCACAGAACACCGUCCUCUGAAUCCUUCCUCGUAGAAGCCCCUUGUCCCUUAACUCCCCUCUUCCUCCUGCUCUGCUUCGGAAGCAUGACUAGCUCCUCGGCUUCCCCUCGCAAGGCACUGAGCAAAAUCGCUUGCAACCGCCUGCAGAAGGAGCUGGUUGAAUGGCAGGUCAACCCACCCGCAGGCUUCAAGCACAGAGUCACCGAUAAUCUUCAGAGGUGGAACAUUGAUGUCAUUGGCGCGGCUGGUACACUGUAUGCUAACGAGACCUACCAGCUUCAGGUUGAUUUUCCGGAGCAUUACCCCAUGGAGGCGCCGCAGGUUAUUUUUGUUCCUCCUGCGCCGCUGCAUCCUCACAUUUAUAGCAAUGGGCAUAUCUGUUUAGAUAUUUUGUAUGAUUCAUGGUCCCCAGCAAUGACUGUAAGCUCCAUCUGCAUCAGCAUUCUAUCCAUGUUAUCAAGUUCUACCGUUAAGCAACGCCCGGAAGACAACGAUCGCUAUGUCAAGAACUGCAAGAAUGGCAGAUCUCCGAAGGAGACAAGAUGGUGGUUUCAUGACGACAAAGUGUAAUAAUCCCUUUGGCUUUUCCCAUUACUAGUGUGAAUGAGGCAUCUCCUCCCCUUCUUUAAGGUUUGUAGCAUACUCCAUUUAUUCUUUUGGGUCAAGCGUUUGUGUGCUACUGCAUCAUUGCCAGCCUCUUUUAUUUGUAAAGAAAGCAAUAACUGUAUUGAUCAGAACUAUAUUAUAGUUAUCUAUAAAUCCAGUUAUCAGAAAUUCUGGGAACUUUGUUUUUUCA